Paramisgurnus dabryanus is the source of this 4253-nucleotide messenger RNA. It is a transcript of the gene dbn1, whose product is annotated as drebrin 1. The record is from RefSeq and is a predicted model, not a curated record. Gene Ontology annotation, biological process: positive regulation of axon extension; postsynaptic actin cytoskeleton organization; regulation of actin filament polymerization. Gene Ontology annotation, molecular function: actin filament binding. Gene Ontology annotation, cellular component: site of polarized growth; postsynaptic membrane; postsynaptic density. Lineage: Eukaryota; Metazoa; Chordata; Actinopteri; Cypriniformes; Cobitidae.
AUCUCUUCUCUCGUCCUCGCGCUCCGCAGUGACUAUCACGCGCGCUCCCAUCAUCACCGCUACACUGGUGUGGAUGAGCGCAACAUGGCUGUGAAUCUCAGUAAGAACAGACUGGCCCUCUUAACAGCGUAUCAGGACGUGAUCGACGAAGCUACAGCAACCGACUGGGCAUUAUACACAUAUGAAGAUGACAGUAAUGAUCUAAUCCUGUCUGCUUCAGGAGAUGGCGGCCUGGCUGAAAUCGCCGUCAACUUCGACAAUACCCGGAUCAUGUACGGUUUCUGCAGCCUGAAGGAUCCCACAGCAUCCCUGCCACGCUACAUCCUCAUCAACUGGGUUGGUGAAGAUGUGCCAGACGCCAGGAAGUGCGCCUGCGCCAGCCACGUUGCCAACAUAGCCGAGUUUUUCCAGGUGGGUCUCGCAAAGGGUGUUGACAUCAUCAUCAAUGCCAGCUGUAUGGACGACAUCGAUCCCUCAGCCAUCGGACAGAGGCUGACCAAUGGGACAGUUCCGGUAGCCAGCCCGGUCCUUAGCCGCCUGCGAAUGAAAGACGAGGAGAACGGCGAAAACGUGGGCACCACCUACCAGAAGACAAAUGCGGAGAUCGAGAUGAAGAAAAUCAAUCGAGAGGAGUUCUGGGAACAAGCCAAGCGGGAAGAGGAGAUCAGAAAGGAGGAGGAGAGGAAGAAGGCUGCUGAAGAGCGACAGCGUUUUGAAGCAGAAAGGAUGGAGCUGGAGAGGAAAGAGCAGGAGGAACGUGAGAAGAGAUAUCGUGAGAGAGAGAAGCAGAUCGAGGAACACAGGAAGAAGAUGCUGGAGGAAGAGGAGGCCAAAGAGAAAGCCAGGAAUCAACUUCUGAUUGUAAGAACAGAACCCAGCAAUGAAGAUCCUGGCGACAAGAAGGAAUCAGAGGUUGAGGAGGCAGCGGCCAUCAUUGCCCAAAGGCCUGACAACCCGCGUGAGUACUUUAAACAGAGAGAGAGAGCCCUGGCCAACAGUGUGGACGUCUCACCAGUCACCACCCACAGGACCGGCCGCUUGGACAGUCCAUUCUUGAGGCAACAGCACAGUCCGUCUGACUGCAGCCCUCCCCCCUCUCGUACUCCGCCCAGUACGCGGCGGCGACCAGGUUCACCUGGAAUUCUGGCACGCAGCAUGACCACUGGAUGCACUCCAAUUCCCAAAAUCGCCAUUCAGGAGGAAAAGGAUGACUUCUUUCGAAAGGAGUUCGAUUUUGAGUCUCCAAAGCAAACCCCAAUGCAGGAGUCAGACUUUGUCAGCACUGCCGAAAGCACCUCACCCCAGGUCAACACAGACGACAGCUUGCUAGACAUGUGGGACAGCGGUCCAGCACCUGCUACUGCUCCUUCCCAGGCCGCUCACAUCAUGGACCUGAUGGAGAACGUCCCAGAACCUCAUCUCGCCGGCUCCUCCCCCAGCCUCCCACAGCCACUUCUGAGCUUCGACGAGGUACCUGACGCCCCCUUCUGCACCACCACCGAAGACGAACCCUCCAGUCUGGUGGACGUGGCCGGAUCGGACCAGAUGACCCUGAGUUACCAACAGGCCCUUCAGCAUGCAUCUGCCACCGACAGCCAGGACAUGGAUGACGGACAGCUGCUGUUGACUAAUGGAGACUCACUGCUUAAAGAAGGGACCCAGGCCAGUGAAGGCUAUUUCAGCCAAUCACAAGAGGAGGAUUUCGCCCAGUCAGAUGACUGCACUGCUAAAGUGAACCCUACACCAGUUUUUUACAACAAACCACCAGAAAUCGAUAUCACAUGCUGGGAUACGGACCCUGUGAUGGAAGAAGACGAUUAGGAACGACAGCAGCGACACGUGAAGAAAUCUGAUUGGACAAACAUAACAAGUCUUGCAUCAAAAUGUUUAGCAAAAAAAGAAACGUAAGCCACCGAAGAAAAGGCCUCGGGUUAUUGUUAAAGAUGCCAGUGGGUAUGUGAGCGUGAAUGUGUUGUUUAUUUAUUUCAUUUCUCUUUCGUUGCUAUGCAGAUUAUAGCACAGUGUGUAUCUAGCGCUCACCUGUGAUCUAUCGACUCCCUGUGCCUAACAGGUGUGUGUAGUAGCAGAUCAGACCCUUCAGUUUUAGUUAUAUCAGAUCUAAAUCAUCACGGUCCUGGUUGAUCUUCCCACCAGUGUUAGACGUUCAGGCUGGUAAUACAGUAGAUGCAUUAGUUGAAUGUGUAUGAGUGUUACGCCCAAAGGGUCUUUACUUUGAUUACCCUGUUGGUCAGGGACGGUUUAACCUUCAUUUAUUCAAAGCGAAAGGCAUGUCAGUACUAGAUUUUAGCUUUAGUUGAGUGCUACGUCACUCGCAGUUAGCAAACAAAACAUUACGGGGGUUUAUGUGAUUACGAAAUUUUGUGUUGUGCCAAUUAUUUCCAGUACGUUGACGUGUCGCACUGUGUCGGUGUAACGGCCUUUUAGGACUUUAGCCAGGUGGCAUAUGUAUAUUUUGACUACAUAUGAGACAAUGUGUAUAAACAAUGGCAUUCUGAUUUUUCUGAAACACUUGCAAUAGAUCUUGCUUUGAUUUUUGUUAUGAAACUUAGGCAAUAACGGUUGUACUCCAGUUUUGUUUGUUAUAUACUGGGCGGCGUGUUUGUGCAUCCACAUCUAAUCUAACAAAGAAACCGAGAUGAGAGUGCCCUGUUACUCAACGCUGAAAGAAAUGCUUGGCGUCGCAAGGUGCUUUUUAAGUUACUGCAAAACCACCACUUUUCAAUGUUUGGGCCAUUAAAACAGAUGCUAUUCAGGUAGCUAGCUUUUCAGACUGUUGCUCUGUGGUCAGUUUUUGCGAAUGCCUGCUGUAGCGCCCCUAGUGGCAAUGCUGAGAAUGCAAUGCUCGUGUUAUGAAACACAUUUCGGCAUGCGGUGACUAGUAAAAUAAAGCUUGUGGUUAAAAGCGUUUUCAUUUCUGUGAUUGCAUAGAGGCCCUGUUUACUGACGUUUUUAAAAUACACAUCUAAAGUGAGGUCCGCCCCAUGUGCAAGUUGUUCACAAUCGUACAUCUAAGCCGCUUACCUUAACAAUUGUUAUUGUUUUGUUUUAAAGAAAUAGUUCACCAAAAAUCGAAAACUUUGUCAUUAUUUAUUCGCCCUCAUGUCGUUUGAUCCCGCAAUGUCUUUUUUGUUCUACCAAACAAAGACAUAAUGGACUAAAUUUUAGUUUGUUUUCACCAAACCCUCAGGACACUUAAACAUGAGUGGAGUUAUUUAUUUAACACUUUUAAAUCCUUGUGAGCCUUAAAGAGCCAGAAAACCCAAAACAAAAUAAUAAUGACAAAGUGAGUAAAUAAUAUUGACAAAGUUUUCGAUUUUAGGUGAACUAUGCCUUUAACAAUGAAUGAAUGAUGCUUAAUUGUUCUUGAAUUCAUCUUGUAUACAUCUAGCAAUUCAUAACAACUUUUUGAGUUAUUGUAAACCUUCGUUUUUGGAUAUGUAAAUUGUGUCACUUCAAAAUGAUUGCUGGGACAAAUCCUCUGGGAUACUAAACUCCUGUAAUCUUUGUUUUACUGGCCCACUAAGUUAUCUGUCUUAACCUUGACUGUCAUUUGUCUUCCUCAUUUUAAAGGCCACAUCAUUAUAACACAGUAUUAUGACAUUAUUACUCUUUGGUUUUAUGUUCCAGUAAUACAACUGUAUUGCAAAAAUUGUGAGUGGAAAAAGCGAGCAAUAAGACUAAACCAAUGUAGUAUUGUUCUGUAAAUAGCUCUACUUUUCUGUGCUGAUUUUGUGCUUAUGUAAACUGUAUUAUAGUCACUAACAUGUAUCAAUCCACAGCCCAUGCCGCGGUCAAGGGUUGGUUUGAGUUUGAACUGGGUUUCUUUGGUGAGAAAGAAGAUUGCUCAGUAUGAUAGCUGGUUGUUUUUGUUAGGAGGUGACCUGCAUCUUUAACAGUAACUUUGCCCCUUUGAAAUGACUUCAGUGUAACUCGUAUUCACUUUCCAGCCUCCUUAGUAGUGAUUAUUAUUCUCUUUUUCCCUCAAACUACAAGGAGAUUACUACUAGUAUUACUAUUAACACUGCUGUUCAACUAGCAUCGUUUCUUCUCUGAUCCUGAAGCAAGGCUUAGCAACUCUUGAAAGUUUUCGCUCUUUUUUUUUUUAAUGAGAAUAAUUUUUUUCUAUCUCUUCCCUUUUCCGUCCGCUUCUCACACGCUGUUUUUGAAACAAGCACAAAAUUUUUGUGACAUGCUAUGUGCUUAUGUUAAUGUUAAUAAAAGACUUUAAAAUC